CUCCCCGCUGCAGGCUCGUGACUGGCUGGCGCCUGUCCACACUUACCCACCCCUGCCAUGGCGAAGGAAGCGUCUGCUCCGCCGUCCCCCCUGAAAGGCGGGCGCCCUCCGGCAGUCAAAUCUGGAGGUAGGAGAGUUUCCAAAAAGCAAGAAAAUGGAGCUGUUGAGAAAAAUUCCAAGAACCUUGGAAAAGAGAAGACAAGCUCAAUUGUUAGUGUUACAAAAAUGCAAAAUAUGGGUGUCUUACUAGCUGAUGCACUGGAGAAAAUCAGCCACAAAUUUCCUGCAGCAGCAGCACAGAUGGCUCAUCAAAAGCCACGACCAGCCCUGCAGAAGAGUAUAUGGCCCAAAAGAAUUUACAUUAUCCAACAACCUCGGAAAUGUUAAGAUAUAAAGCAAAUAGUCAUGUCUGCUUGACAGUGAGCUAGUCUAACCACAAUCUACUAUUAAAUGCUAUUUGCAAUAGGACAAAAACAUUGGGAAAUAGUUUGCUGGCUGAACUGUAUUGUAUUCUUUCAUUUCUGACAAUAAAACACUUUAAGUGUA
Messenger RNA from Gopherus evgoodei (Goodes thornscrub tortoise), 546 nucleotides. RefSeq names its product death associated protein like 1 (gene DAPL1). The record is from RefSeq and is a predicted model, not a curated record. Gene Ontology annotation, biological process: cellular response to amino acid starvation; apoptotic signaling pathway; negative regulation of autophagy. Bases 58 to 387 code for a protein of 109 amino acids. Gene Ontology annotation, molecular function: death domain binding. Lineage: Eukaryota; Metazoa; Chordata; Testudines; Testudinidae. The transcript is spliced from 4 exons.